CGCCUUCAACGGCGGCGGUGAAUCGGCGAACCGGCGCGGCGGCGCACAUCUCUGGUUGUGUCAUCAGCUGAGUCGAUUUAUUAGAUCCUGACUCUGGAAAUUAAUUUUAUUUAAAUUUGGCCUUGUUUAUCUACGGUCUAUAUUACCAUCACAACUGGUGAUUGCCAACUUGUAUCAGCUGCAAUCGAUCAAUUUCAUUUAAAUAUCUCGUUGAAGUGAAUAAAUGUUUUCAUACUGACUUAGGGGCACUAUUUCCCCUCACGAUUUUCUCUCAAUAAAGGUCGGUAUUGAGCUGAGGUAAUGAUUACGCACAGUGGGCAUACAGGCGGACAUUUGGCCAAAAAUCGAAAGUGCUCUUUUUUGUGAUUUGUAUAGUCUAGAAUAUGCAUCUCGGAUAGCGCUAUCGAAUGGCGUAAAAAGUUUUGUUCUGGGGUUUUUCGCUUGGGAAAUAUUCAGUAAAGAAAAAUGGGUUAUAUGAGGAAAACGCUGCGCUCAGUAUAGUUGAGACGCGCAUAAAAUAAACUAAUUCUUGUAUUCUACUUGAGUUAUUGCUCAACUCGUGUCAAAAGCAUUCAGUUUUUUACAUAUUUAAUAAGUACUUAGAUAAGAUUAUUCUUACAAAAAUACUAAUGUGUAUGCUGUAAUGUGAGAAAUAGAUAUGAUAAACAAUAAAUGAAAUAAUCAGGAUAUUAAGGAAAUAAAAAAUAUAUAUAUAAUUUAGGAGGUUAGAUGACACAUUGUUGCAAAAUGUAUUUGUGUGAAAAACGAUGAGUUACAGUCUUCAUUUUACAGCUAAGAAUGAAACCUCUCUCUCUGUCUGUCUGUCUUAGUUUGUCUUUCAAAGAUAGGAUGAAUUACCUUGUUCAAACUUUCGCUCUUUAAAAACUUUUUUCAUCUUAGAUCGAUAGAGAAUUGAAUUUGAUAUAGUUUGUACGCCGAGUAGCACUUUUAGGAUAACUUAGUGUGUUGAGAGUGAAGGGCAGGACGCAAGAGAUGAGGUUGGUCGAGGGCGACCCGUAUUUCAGGCAGAAUGUCACCAGUGACAUGGUCGUAGUCACGCCAGGCGAUCUGACACCAGUCGCUGCCGUAGUUUUCGUCGAGAUAUCGUCGGACGUCGUCAUCAUUCAACCCGCGCAGUGUCAGAUGGCCAAACGGCACGUUUACCAGACGUUGAAAGCAUCCGUAAGGCAGCGGCUCAGCGGGAAACAUCUCUUUCACUUGUUCUGUGGUGUACUGGUACCGAUGCGAAUCAUCAUCAAUCAAGAAAAGAUCGACGAAAGGUACCUGCAGCUGGUAGCGCGAUUGUAAAAGCGUCCGUUCACGAUGCCAUAUGCGAUAACCGAAGAGGGGCUCGGGACUAA
Molecule: messenger RNA, 1361 nt
Organism: Didymodactylos carnosus
Lineage: Eukaryota; Metazoa; Rotifera; Eurotatoria; Philodinida; Philodinidae
Source: the annotation of a GenBank genome assembly